AUGGAGCCGACCGACAAGCCUACCGGAGUUCAACUUGCCUGGCCCAUCAAGCAAUCCUCGCGGCCUCCAACGCCAGCCAGAACCUCGCAGGCGGAGGUCCCAAAGGGAGAACAGAGCAGCGCCAAGAGACGGAAAACCUCAGACAUUUGGAACCACUUCACCAAGACCAACGAUGGCACGACUACCAAGGCGAUUUGUUUGAGUUGUGGCUCUACCCUGUCGGCUCAAAGCAGCGCCGGAACAAAUCACCUAUGGCGACAUCACCACCGCUGCAAAGCAGAGCCACGCCAAUCAUUGCUGAUACCGAGGCAAUCUGUAUCCCAGCUUGAUCGUAUGCCACGGUUCAACCAGGACGCCAUCCGGGAAUCCUUGGCAAAGAUGAUAGUUGCUCUCCAGUUCCCAUUUUCGAUGGUCGAAGAUCAAUCUUUUCGGGAAUUUGUCGCGCCUUUACAGCCCAAGUUUAAGAUGAUCGACCAAGCCACAUUGCAAGAAGAUUGUAUGAACUUGCACAAGAAACGGAAAGCAGUGAUCGCCAAACAGCUUGAUGAGCAGCACGGUAAAAUCGCGCUCACCGUCGAACGAUGGUCAUGUCAAUAUACGUCCUCCUACCUCAAAAUAUCUGCUCAGUACAUCAAUCCCGACUGGAAGCUUAUCAACAGAACUAUCGGAUUUCGAUUAUUGCCCGAGCCCAUUGAUGAGAAUGUUAUUGUCGAGUGUAUCACCAACGUCUUGGAAGACUGGAAACUCGUUAAUAAGUGUGGAUCAAUCACGGCUGAAAGCUCAAUCUCGACCGAUCGUGCAGUGAAAAAAAUCCGCGAGAUUCUCCAUGAACGCCAAAUACUAGAGCCGGGAGAAGGCUACUUCCACAUGGGAUGCGGGGCGGCGGCGAUUAAGCAAAUCGCGCAGGAUGCUUUCAAGACAACCCAAGAGGUCAUCACCAAACUCCGACAGGUCGUACGCCUGGUCACAUAUUCGGAUGCGAGCGAGGAAUCGUUUAAGGAGGUCGCCAUUAACUGUGGACUGCCGUUAACCAACAUCCCUUCCCGCGACAUCGUCGAUAGAUGGGAUUCUACUUAUUCAAUGAUCUCAGAUGCUCUCAAUUUCCAACGGGCCUUCGAGCAUCUUCAAGCUACUAAACCUGAAUAUCUUGACGGCCCAACUGCAACAGAAUGGCUACAUCUUGAAACUAUCAAAGAUGCACUCGAAGUCUUUCAUGAUGCUGCCGGCAGCUUAUCCAGCACUGAUUCACCGAGCGCAAACAGGUCUUAUCUGAGUAUGAAGAAGAUUGAAAGGUACCUGAGUAAACCAGAACACUAUGAAAACAAUCACUCGAUCAACAUCAUCUCUCCCAUGGCUAACGCUUUUGAGAAGUAUUGGGGUACAAUUCAAGAGUUCUCGGAGAUUGCUUCGAUCUUGGACCCCCGUCUGAAACUUCAAUAUCUUGAAUUCUCCUUGGUCAAACAACAUGGAGCCGCAGUGAUUCAAGAAAAAUUGGCAAUAGCAAAAAACCGUUUAUCCACGAUGUUCCAAACCUAUUUGCCUGGCAACCCCGCGGUUGAGUGUGAUUUGAAGACAAACGAUGCGAAGGCGCAGGGGAAGAAUGUAGAUGACGACAUAGAUGAGUUCCAGAAAUAUCUGGCAGGGACGACGAUGAUCCAGACGCCCUAUGGAAUCUUGAACCUGAAUGUUUAG
Puccinia triticina is the source of this 1692-nucleotide messenger RNA. RefSeq lists its product as uncharacterized. Gene Ontology annotation, molecular function: DNA binding. The transcript has 6 exons. The record is from RefSeq and is a predicted model, not a curated record. The coding region runs from base 1 to 1692 and encodes 563 amino acids. Lineage: Eukaryota; Fungi; Basidiomycota; Pucciniomycetes; Pucciniales; Pucciniaceae.